AUGAGUAACAUUUAUAUCCAAGAACCACCCACUCGUGGUAGGGUGGUCCUGAGCACCACUGUCGGCGAUAUUGAGAUAGACUUGUGGUCCCGAGAGUGUCCCAAAGCCUGCCGGAAUUUUGUCCAACUCUGCAUGGAGAACUACUACAACAAAACCUUGUUUCACCGGGUGGUCAAGGACUUUAUUGUUCAAGGUGGCGAUCCCACGGGAACAGGACGAGGUGGUGAAUCUAUUUAUGGCCAUCCAUUCAAAGAUGAAAUCCAUUCUCGACUUCGGUUCGUACGUCGAGGUCUCGUGGCUAUGGCCAAUGCGGGCAAGGACGAUAACGGAUCACAAUUUUUCUUCACCAUGGGCCAGACCCCAGAGUUGAUGUUACAGCCCCAACACCAUUUUGGAAAGGUUGUGGGCGACACCAUUUACAAUAUGAUCAAGCUCCAAGACGGCAUGCUCCAAGACGGCAUGGUUCGGGAUGAGAAGCCAGAAUAUCCCAACAAGAUAAUCAAGGCCAAAGUAGUGGAUAAUCCAUUUCCAGACAUUCAACCUCGAAAAGUGAUCGAGAUGAUCAAAGACGAUCGGAACGAUAAAAAGCCGAAAAGUAAGAUGAAGGCCACCAAAGACUUCAAGUUGUUAAGCUUUGGCGAGGAAGCCGAGGAGGAAGAAGAAGAUCUCGUUGAAGUUAAUGCUAAGUUUAGUGGGAAAGGGGGCAAAUCCUCGCACGACCUCUUAAAAGAUCCAAAACUCUUGUCCGAGGUUGGGGAGGAAUUGAAACGAAAAGGGGAUGAGCACGACAAUGAACAAGAAGAAGAAGACGGUGCACUACCCCAAGACGAGAGGACUCCCACGGUAGUUGAAAUUGAUCCUGAUGUGGUCAAAAAUAAGUUAAAGCGAGAAAAAGACAAACAAUUGGCCAAGAAACUGAAGCUUGAUGAUCAUCACUUCGAGUUGAAUGACGCAGAGCUCGGUAGUGGCGACCAAGUCGAUGACAAAUCCAAGCGCAAAUCCGAAAUUCAAAAUGAAAUCCGAGCUUUGAAGAAACAGAUGCGAUCCAAAGACAAGGAUAAAACAGCUCAGUCCGAUUGGGCCACUGAACCCGAAGAUCAUGUCACUGAAGAAGAACGAAACAAUGACAUGCUUCGGAAUUAUCACGAAGAGCAGAAAAAAUACGCUCAAAAGGUGAAAGUCCCCAAGAAAGGGUCAGAUCGCGAGGCUAUGACCAUGAAAUUAUUGGAAAAGUUCAAAUCCAAGCUUCACAAUGUCAAAGAAGACGACGAAGACAAAAUGCCCAAAAAUCCGGAAAAGAGCCAAGAUGAAGAUGACGAUUUUGAAGGCGACGAUUGGAUGAAGAAGGAGCUCAAAUUUGUUGCUGAAGACCCAGUUUUAGCUAAAGACGCGAACACGAAGGACGACGAUUGGUUUGAUAUCUAUGAUCCCCGCAAUCCCGUUAAUAAACGGAGACGAAACGAAGACUCCAAAAAGAAGUAUAGACGCCAUUAAUUUUGAUUUAUCAUUCACACCAUCUUCUUUCCAG
Tigriopus californicus is the source of this 1528-nucleotide messenger RNA. Its product is annotated as spliceosome-associated protein CWC27 homolog. The record is from RefSeq and is a predicted model, not a curated record. NCBI's taxonomy places the organism in Eukaryota, Metazoa, Arthropoda, Copepoda, Harpacticoida, Harpacticidae. Gene Ontology annotation, cellular component: catalytic step 2 spliceosome. Gene Ontology annotation, biological process: protein peptidyl-prolyl isomerization; protein folding. Gene Ontology annotation, molecular function: peptidyl-prolyl cis-trans isomerase activity.